Ilyonectria robusta is the source of this 1368-nucleotide messenger RNA. Its product is annotated as 3-isopropylmalate dehydrogenase. Gene Ontology annotation, cellular component: cytosol. Gene Ontology annotation, biological process: L-leucine biosynthetic process. The coding region runs from base 195 to 1337 and encodes 380 amino acids. Gene Ontology annotation, molecular function: 3-isopropylmalate dehydrogenase activity. The transcript has a single exon. The record is from RefSeq and is a predicted model, not a curated record. NCBI's taxonomy places the organism in Eukaryota, Fungi, Ascomycota, Sordariomycetes, Hypocreales, Nectriaceae.
AUCACACACAGCUGACUGUAUGGAGCUGACCGUAUGGACAAGGGUCAUCGUGGGGAGUCCGAUGGCGGCGUACCUGGCGCCCUCCGAUCGGCAACAAUCUCAAUUGGAGCCGGCCGUCAUAACCCUCGAAGCUAUCUAGAGCUCUCCAAGGCAUACCGGUUCAGCUGCUUCGGGUGUGCAACAAAGGAUAUACAAUGACUACCACAAAUUUUCGAAUUCUUGUCCUCCCAGGCGACCAUGUUGGCCCCGAGGUCAUGGGCGAAGCCUUAAAGGUGCUGGAUGUUGUUGAAGAGCUUCGACCUACGCUCAAGUUUGAGAGAACCUUUGACCUCGCCGGUGGGAGCAGCAUCGACAGGCACGGCGUUCCCAUCACUGAAGAAGUGUUGGAAAAGGCCGCAAACAGCGAUGCCGUUCUCUUCGGCAGCGUUGGCGGCCCAGAAUGGGCGGACUCCUCACCGGGACCGGAGACGGGACUCCUCCUCCUUCGAAAACGACUCAACGCUUUUGCGAACCUUCGCCCUUGCGAGAUUCUCGUCCCAUCGUUAAUCGAUGCGUCUCCCCUCAAGCCAGAUGUCGUCAAAGGAACCAAGUUCAUCGUCGUCAGAGAGAACUGCGGCGGUGCCUACUUUGGCGAAAAGGUAGAGACCCAGGGCGAGGCUUCUGAUCUCUGGGUGUACACCCCGUCCGAGGUCCAACGAUGCGCCCGUGUUAGUGCCAGUGUCGCACGCAUUCUCGGGAGAGAUGGCGAUAGCAAAGGCGGCGGUGGACCAGCUGUUGUGUGGAGCGCUGACAAGGCCAAUGUCCUUGCCAGUGGAAGGCUCUGGCGGCGAGUUACACAGCAGAUCUUUGAUGAUGAGUUCCCUGACAUUGAGCUCCGACAUCAACUCGCCGACAGCAUGGCCAUGCUCAUGGUCAAGAAUCCCCGCGGAUUCAAUGGCGUCAUCCACACCGACAACACCUUUGGAGACAUUCUCUCAGAUAUUUCGGGCGGAAUUGUCGGCAGCUUAGGCACCUUGCCAAGCGCCAGCAUCUCUGGAAUCCCAAGCGAAGGACGAUGCAAUGGCAUCUACGAGCCGGUACAUGGAAGCGCUCCCGAUAUUGCCGGAAAGGGGUUGGUGAACCCGGUUGCGCAAAUCCUCAGCCUAGCGAUGCUGCUGAGAUAUUCUUGUCUGCUCGUCGAAGAGGCUUCGGCGAUCGAGCAGGCCGUCCAACGCGUUUUUGAUUCCAAGGACAAUGGAGGCUUGGGGAUUAGGUCGAGAGAUAUGGGAGGCGAGGCAGGGACUCAACAAGUAGGAGAUGCCAUUUGCGCAACGCUGAAGGAUAUUCUAACUGCGUAAAUUGUACAAAGUCGAGCACUACAUCAAUACC